Glycine soja is the source of this 2822-nucleotide messenger RNA. RefSeq names its product seed linoleate 9S-lipoxygenase-like. NCBI's taxonomy places the organism in Eukaryota, Viridiplantae, Streptophyta, Magnoliopsida, Fabales, Fabaceae. The transcript is spliced from 9 exons. The record is from RefSeq and is a predicted model, not a curated record. The coding region runs from base 30 to 2615 and encodes 861 amino acids. Gene Ontology annotation, biological process: lipid oxidation. Gene Ontology annotation, molecular function: metal ion binding; oxidoreductase activity, acting on single donors with incorporation of molecular oxygen, incorporation of two atoms of oxygen; protein binding.
AUUCCGAUCCGUAAGAAAAGAUCGUUGCAAUGUCUUCAAUGAUGGUGAAGGGGAAGGUGGUGUUGAUUCGGAAGUAUGUGCUUCAAACCAUAUCCAAUGCCAAGGAGCUUGUUGGCAAUGGCUUCAACCUAAUUGGCUCAUCAGUCGAAUAUGAUAUUACUAAAUCUGUGUUUUUCAACUUGAUUAGCCGCACCAAGUCAUCCAAGGAUAAUUAUUCAAAAGAUGGAAAGGAGGCCUGUUUAGAGAAUAAUGCUUCGGUGUUACGAAGCUUGGGAGGGAAAGAGGAGGAAUUCGACAUUUAUUUUGAAUGGGAUGCUACUGAGAUGGGAAUUCCAGGAGCAUUUUACGUAAAAAACCAUAUGAAAGAUGAGUUCUUCCUUGUGAGUAUGACUCUUGAAUAUCCACUUCCAACAUGUGACCGCCACAAGGACAAAAACAGUAUCAUUCACUUUCUUUGUAACUCAUGGGUUCACAAUCAUGGAUGCUACAAAACGCAUCAUCGCAUUUUCUUUGACAAUAAUCCAUAUCUCCCUGGUAAUCAAACACCAGAGGCAUUACGAAAGUAUAGAGAAGAAGAGUUGGAUAAUUUAAGAGGAGAUGGAACAGGAGAACGCAAGGAAUGGGAUAGGAUCUAUGAUUAUGAUGUCUAUAAUGAUUUGGGCUAUCUAGAUAGUGAUGAAAAGGAUGAUCACCCAAUCCUUGGAGGCACCCUCUAUCCCUACCCUCGUAGGGUUAGAACUGGCAGAAAACUCCUCAAUGACAAAAAUAUUAAUGGUGGUAAAUACGAGAAACCUGCAGACAAUGUUAUUUAUGUGCCAAGGGAUGAAAAUUUCAGUCUGGAGAAGACAACAGAUUUCCUUGAAUUUGGAAAGAAAUCUUUAUCUGGAAAAGUGGAACCCUUGCUCCUAUCUUUAUAUUUAAAGCUCACACCGAACGAGUUUAAUGGCUUUGAAGAAGUGCAGAGACUGUAUGAUCAAGAAGGUGGCAUAAAGCUGCCUAUAUCGACCACUAUGGGUACUGAAAAUGUCCUUAAGUUUCCAACACCUCAUGUAAUCCAAGCUAGCACAUUUGCAUGGAUGACUGACGAAGAAUUUGCAAGAGAGAUGAUUGCCGGUGUAAACCCAAAUGUAAUUCGCCUUCUAAAAAGGGAGGAUCUCGCACCGCGAAGGAGGCUAGAUUGCAAAUGUAAUCAUAGUACAAUAACAAAAGAAAAAUUGGAGAUUAACAUGGGUGGGGUCACAGUAGAUGAGGCAUUUUGUAAUAAGAGAUUAUUCAUAUUGGAUUACUAUGAUGCAUUCAUGCCAUAUUUGAGGAAGAUAAACGAGCUAGAUUCUGCAAAGGCUUAUGCCACGAGGACAUUCUUGUUCUUGAAAGAUGAUGGAACUUUGAAGCCACUUGCUAUUGAAUUAAGCAAGCCGCAUCAAUGUGUAUAUGUCCUGCCACAUCCACCACAUAUGCGUCCAUCUCCAUUUCUACAUUAUUAUUUUCCGAGCCAAGUGGUGUUGCCUGCAGACAAAGGUGAUGAUGGUACAAUUUGGCUAUUGGCCAAGGCUUAUGUUGUUGUAAAUGACACCAACUAUCAUCAGCUCAUAAGCCACUGGUUGCAUACUCAUGCAGUGAUGGAGCCAUUUUCCAUAGCAACACACAGACAACUCAGUGUGCUUCACCCUAUUUAUAAACUUCUUCAUCCUCACUUUCGUGACACCAUCAAUAUCAAUGCACUUGCUAGGCAAUCGCUGAUUAAUGCAGGCAGCAUUAUAGAGCAAACAUUUUUGCCCGGGAAGUACUCUAUGGAGAUGUCUUCAGCUGUAUACAAGAAUUGGGUUUUCACUGACCAAGCAUUACCAACUGAUCUCAUCAAGAGAGGAUUGGCAGUUAAGGAUCACACUUCCCCACAUGGCCUUCGCCUUAUGAUAAAGGACUAUCCUUAUGCUGUUGAUGGAUUAGAAAUAUGGGAUGCUAUUAAGACAUGGGUCCAAGAGUAUGUCAACUUGUAUUACUCUAAUGAUAAGGCAGUUGAAGAAGAUACUGAACUGCAAGCAUGGUGGAAGGAAGUUGUGGAGAAGGGUCACGGUGACUUAAAAGAUAACGAAUGGCCUAAAAUGAAGACAUGUCAAGAGCUUAUAGACUCUUGCACUAUAAUUAUAUGGAUUGGUUCAGCUCUACAUGCAGCUGUUAAUUUUGGACAGUACCCUUAUGGAGGCUAUAUCCUAAACCGUCCAACUCAAAGCAGAAGAUUGCUCCCAGAACCAAAAACCAAAGAGUAUGAUGAGAUGGUCAAGAAUCCUCAAGAGGCUUUUUUGAGAACAAUUACACCAAAGUUCCAGACAGUUAUUGAUCUUACAGUGAUGGAGAUAUUGUCAAGCCAUUCCUCUGAUGAGAUCUACCUUGGACAGAGGGACACUCCAAAUUGGACCUCUGAUCAGAAUGCAAAAGAUGUAUUUGAAACAUUUACAAAAACACUUGCAGAGAUUGAGAAAAAAAUCUCAGAAAGGAACAACAACCAAGAGCUUAAAAACCGAACUGGGCCAGCCAAAUUUCCCUACACUGUGCUUCUUCCUACCAGUGAACCAGGGUUGACUUUUAGGGGAAUCCCUAAUAGUGUCUCUAUCUAAAGGAGUGUGUGUGGCGGCUUCCUUUAGUAUUGUACUUGCAUCUUCCAAUAAAAUAUGCAUGCUUAUGAGCAUGCAUCGUUGUGUCUGUGUUUGUUUUAAGUUAUGUUAUAUGUAUUGCUUCAGCUUUCCAUUCCACUGUACGUUAAGCCGGAAUAAAUAAGCUCAGUGGCAGAUUUCCUGUUAUGACCGGGAAUUCUUUUUAUUUGA